Messenger RNA from Anguilla rostrata (American eel), 4919 nucleotides. Its product is annotated as metabotropic glutamate receptor 2-like. Gene Ontology annotation, cellular component: plasma membrane. Gene Ontology annotation, biological process: G protein-coupled glutamate receptor signaling pathway; regulation of synaptic transmission, glutamatergic. The transcript has 7 exons. The coding region runs from base 1479 to 4118 and encodes 879 amino acids. Lineage: Eukaryota; Metazoa; Chordata; Actinopteri; Anguilliformes; Anguillidae. The record is from RefSeq and is a predicted model, not a curated record. Gene Ontology annotation, molecular function: group II metabotropic glutamate receptor activity.
CAUAAAGCGCACCUAUCGCGGCACCUUAUAUGCGUGACAGAGACCAGCUUCGCUCAAAUUCUGCAGUCAAAUCUGUAAUUAUAGGCUACUGCGACCGCGAGUAGAAGGAGUAGUGUUCUACGGACUAAACUGCCAAGAAAUCUCACAAGUUUGCUCAGGAUUUAGAUGCUUGAAUACCCAUCCAAACAGAACCUGUACAAUCUGUGCUUUCCCACCCAAAUUGCACAUUUAUUUGACUAAACCAGCACAGAAUACGACAGACGGCAUGACAGAGAGGUUUACGUAAUAGGCUGCCCAUAUAUUAAUAUGUGUAACCUAUUCAAAUAAAACAGAACAAAUAGCCUAUAAGUAACUCUAAGUUUUAACUUCUGAUUUACAAAACCGAAUGUCUAGUUUUCGGGAAGAACAGUCAGCAGUAGGCUAGAGGUAGAGUAUAGCACUUCUGAAGAAUAGUAACAUAUCACCGCCCAAAUAGCCAAGCAAUUCACUUGAAAUCUGGAAGAGUGAAAUCGUCUCGGGACUGGUGUAAAGUGAAAAAAUGUGCGCUGCCGCUACGUUAAUAGCCACUUGGUUACUGACAGACAACAGGCUAGCUGUGGUUCGACACUUCCUGGCACUGUGAGAAAACACACGUUCGUACCGGGUGCGAUAUGUUCUCUUGAAAUAGCCUACACGGACAAAAAAGAAAGGAUUUCCGGAAUUUUUCCGCAAUAAAGACCAUCCUUACAGUUUUUAUUGCUGUUUGCGCCUAUCUUUAAAAUGUAGACGCAGCAGGAUUCAUUCGGUAGUAACUAUGUUAGUUAUAUGAUAAAGUGUGCGAUAUACUGCUCAAAUUUGGCUUUAAAAACGGUCUUGCAUUACAACACUGUAAUGAAGCAUCCUUUCCCCAGUUGCUCCACUGGAGUGAUUUAGCGACAGAACGAAGACUGUUUAAUAUUGAACUCACGGCAGCCCAAGUACAAUGUGGUCGAGUACCUUAAGGAAUUUAGCAGCCAUUGUUUCAACUAUGAGUCGGAUUCAGGACCAAGGACAGAUCCAAAAGCAAGUUACAGCCUCAAGACGUGGAAACUUCCUCAACUGACGGAAGGAAAGAUUUUUUAAAGUAGUUAGCUUUUAUUUUCCUUCGCCAUUCUCAGACGGGAAAACUUCAUCCAGAGUAACGGCAAUACGUAUUCAUAAACAACGGACUACUGGACUCAUUUCUCUGAAAGGUGUGAACUUCGAAGUUUGAUGUCAAUGACAGGUGCGAAUUUGAAAUUUCCAAAUAGGUCUUGAAAACCAGAUAAAACAUGACAGUAUUGCCCGAAGAAGAUUAAAACAAUGGUGUCUAAACAAUAAGCUUUUACGCCCCCGCCAAGCUGUAACUCAAAGCCCCCCAGCUUUCCCUUGAUAAAGAAGCGCACCCUCCACCCUCCCACACCCCCCCCCCCCCCGCCCCACACCAUCCCCUCCCCCUGUGCUGUUCCCCCACGGACACCAUGACCGUGAAGCUCAGACUCAGGCACGCCCCCUUGUGGCUGCUCUAUUUCCUGCUCCCCCUCCACGUCCCUGAGGCCCUGCCCUCAUCCAGCUACACGCCGGGAGCCAAGCGAGAGAUCACCAUGGAGGGGGACCUGGUCAUCGGGGGCCUGUUCCCGGUGCACGAGAAGGGCGAGGGCACGGAGGACUGCGGGAAGAUCAACGAGCAGCGCGGGAUCCAGCGGCUGGAGGCCAUGCUGCUGGCGCUGGACGAGAUCAACCAGGACCGCCGCAUCCUGCCGGGCCUCAAGCUGGGCGCGCACAUCCUGGACACGUGCUCUAAGGACACCUAUGCCCUGGAGCAGUCGCUGGAGUUUGUCCGCGCCUCUCUGACCAAGGUGGACGAGACCGAGUACAUCUGUCCCGACGGGUCGUACGGUAUCCACGACGAAGUCCCGCUGGCCAUCUCUGGGGUCAUCGGCGGCUCCUACAGUGACGUCUCCAUCCAGGUGGCCAACCUGCUCAGACUCUUCCAGAUCCCCCAGAUCAGCUACGCCUCCACCAGCGCCAAGCUCAGCGACAAGACGCGCUACGACUACUUCGCCCGCACUGUGCCCCCUGACUUCUACCAGGCCAAGGCCAUGGUGGAGAUCCUGCGCUUCUUCAACUGGACGUAUGUGUCCACGGUGGCCUCCGAGGGCGACUACGGCGAGACGGGCAUCGACGCCUUCCAGCAGGAGGCCCGCGCCCGGCAGAUCUGCAUCGCCACGUCCGCCAAGGUCAGCCGCUCCAUGAACCGCUGGAGCUACGAGGCCGUGAUCCGCUCCCUGCAGCAGAAGUCCAACGCCAAGGUGGUGAUCCUGUUCACGCGCAGCGAGGACGCCCGCGAGCUCCUGGUGGCCGCCGCCCGCAUGAACGUGUCCUUCAUCUGGGUGGCCAGCGACGGCUGGGGGGCGCAGGAGAGCGUGGUGAGGGGCAGCGAGCUGGUGGCCAAUGGGGCCUUCACCAUCGAGCUGGCCUCCUACUCCAUCCGGGAGUUCGCCGACUACUUCACCAAGCUGGACCCGUACAACAACACCCGCAACCCCUGGUUCCGGGAAUUCUGGGAACACCGCUUCCAGUGCAGCCUCCGCGAGCCCAGCUGCGCCCGCCGCUCCCUGCGGGACGGCACCUUCGAGCAGGAGCCCAAGAUCAUGUUCGUGGUGAACGCUGUCUACGCCAUGGCCCACGCCCUGCACAACAUGAGGCAGGCCGUGUGCCCCAACACUACCAAGGUCUGCGAGGCCAUGAAGCCUGGCAACGGGAAACGCUUCUACAGGGAGUUCAUUCUGAAAACCAAAUUCGCUGCCCCCUUCCGUCCAGCGGACACAGGGGACAUGGUACGCUUCGACGGCUACGGGGACAGCAUCGGCCGCUACAACAUAUUCCAUUACCACCAGGAGGACGGCAAGUACGUCUACAGGAAAGUGGGGUACUGGGCCCAGAGCCUCACUCUGAACACGAGCCUGAUCUCCUGGACCAAUCACGCGGCGCCCACCUCCCAGUGCAGUGACCCCUGCAAGAAGAACGAGAUCAAGAGCAUGCAGCCCGGGGACGUUUGCUGCUGGAUCUGCAUCCCCUGCCAGCCCUACCAGUACCUGCUGGAUGAGUUCACCUGCAUGGACUGCAGCUUCGGCCAGUGGCCCCUGGAGAACCUGAGCGGGUGCUACGACCUGCCGGAGGAGUACAUCCACUGGGAGGACGCCUGGGCCGUCGGACCCGUCACCAUCUCCUGCCUGGGCAUGGUCUGCACCCUGUUCGUUGUCGGCCUGUUCGCCAAGAACAACGACACGCCGGUGGUGAAGGCCAGCGGGCGAGAGCUCUCCUACAUCCUGCUGCUGGGCGUCCUGAUGUGCUACAGCAUGACCUUUGUAUACAUAGCCAAGCCGUCGACUGCCAUCUGCACCCUGCGCCGGCUGGGCUUGGGGACCUCCUUCGCCGUCUGCUACUCGGCCCUGCUGACCAAGACCAACCGCAUCGCCCGCAUCUUCAACGGCGUGCAGGACGGCGCCCAGCGGCCGCGCUUCAUCAGCCCCACCUCGCAGGUGGUCAUCUGCCUGGCGCUCAUCUCCUGUCAGCUGGUGGUGGUGAUGGUGUGGCUGCUGGUGGAGGCGCCGGGCGUGCGCAAGGAGAUCGGCCCCGAGAGAAGGGACGUGGUCACCCUUAAGUGCAACAGCAAGGACUCAAGCAUGCUGGUGUCCCUCACCUACAACUGCGUCCUCAUCGUCCUCUGCACCGUCUACGCCUUCAAGACCAGGAAGUGCCCGGAGAACUUCAACGAGGCCAAGUUCAUCGGCUUCACCAUGUACACCACCUGCAUCAUCUGGCUGGCCUUCCAGCCCAUCUUCUAUGUCACGGCCAGUGACUACAGGGUGCAAACCACCACCAUGUGCAUCUCCGUCAGCCUGAGCGGCUCGGUGGUGCUGGGCUGCCUCUUUGCCCCAAAGAUCCACAUAAUCCUGUUCCAGCCCCAGAAGAAUGUGACCACACACCGAGUCACCAUCAACCGCUUCAGUGCCACGGGGCCUGGAUCCAGCUACUCACAAGCCUCAGCUUCAAACUAUGUGCCAACAGUGUGUAAUGGUCGAGAAGUGGUGGACUCUACAACGUCCUCGCUGUGAGGAAGAAGAAAAAACUAACUUCACCUCCACUGCCAAACAUACAGAAGUUAUAAUCACAAGUCAACAGCAUCGGUCCCUCAUUCACACAGGUUUCUAAUGGCAUAAAGGUGCAUGUUAUCUGGAAAAUUGUGUAAAAACUGUAAAACACUGCCAGCCCAAGAAGAAGAAAACGGAUGAAAUGAGAAGAUGCAAUGCCAAUCAAAACCUUUGUAUUUUAAAAACUAAUUUUUCCAGUCCGAAUUAACGGAGGGUGUGCUUCUGCUCUUUGCUUACACACAACAUGAACAUAAAUAUUUGUUUAAACUAAACGUGUGUCAAAUAACCCGAUGAUGAGAGUUUAAUAGAGAAAUCCAACAUGCCCAUGACUAGAUUGCUUUAUACAAGGUUUUCCAGCUUUCAUCAAGUACUGGAAUACCUUAGGUGGCAAAAGAAGCCUUUGUGAAUGAGCGAGGCAAGUGUUAUGAAUAUGGGAGUGGCGUCACUGGAGAUCAAUUUGAUCUUGUUGUCCAAUAAGUAUUGUGAAAACAAUGUCCCAAUUAUGUUUUUUCUUUGACUAGUGUUAUAACAACUAUAAUAAUGAUGAUGAUAAAAUAAAACCAUUCAGUAUACCCUUUCCUUAUGAGAAAAGUACAUUUUAUUUAAGACAUGAUACAUGAUAGUGAAUCUGUUAAAAUGUAGGCUAUAAUAUAUACAGCUAGCACAAUGUUUUUAAUGUAGAUUUUGGUGAACCAGUUUGUGCUUUCUUGUAAUUUAUGUAAAUAAAAUGUGUUUUUUUUAUUAUUAAAACUGCAGAUGCCAUCA